This is a messenger RNA of Cheilinus undulatus (humphead wrasse), 5838 nucleotides long. It is a transcript of the gene epha3, whose product is annotated as eph receptor A3. Gene Ontology annotation, biological process: protein phosphorylation; cell surface receptor protein tyrosine kinase signaling pathway; axon guidance. Gene Ontology annotation, molecular function: protein binding; transmembrane-ephrin receptor activity; ATP binding. The record is from RefSeq and is a predicted model, not a curated record. The transcript is spliced from 19 exons. Gene Ontology annotation, cellular component: neuron projection; plasma membrane. Lineage: Eukaryota; Metazoa; Chordata; Actinopteri; Labriformes; Labridae. Bases 49 to 3021 code for a protein of 990 amino acids.
CAGAUCAGUCAGUGGCUUCAUGGAGUUAUGUACCUCUGAUCCGCCGCCAUGGAUUGCAAUUCGCGAUCACUUCCUUUCAUUUUACCUGUUUUAUUGUCCUGCGUUCUCCCCGUGUUUCCCAUCAUCUACCCUCCCAAUGAAGUUAACCUGUUAGACUCUAAAGCGAGCCAAGGGGAGUUAGGAUGGAUUUCCUACCCAUCGCAUGGGUGGAGGGAAAAUUGGGAGGAGAUCAGUGGGGUGGAUGAGCACUACACUCCCAUCAGGACCUUCCAGGUCUGCAAUGUGAUGGAGUACAGCCAGAACAACUGGCUGCGCACCAAUUGGAUCCCUCGCCAGUCGGCUCAGAAGAUCUAUGUGGAGCUGAAGUUCACCCUGAGGGACUGCAACUCCAUUCCGCUGGUGUUGGGCACCUGCAAGGAGACCUUCAACCUCCUCUACCUGGAGGCAGACGACGACCAGGGAAGUCACUUCAGAGAGCACCAGUUCUCUAAGAUUGACACCAUCGCUGCUGAUGAGAGUUUCACCCAAAUGGACUUGGGAGAUCGCAUCCUCAAGCUCAACACUGAAGUGCGUGAGGUUGGUCCCAUGACUAAGAAGGGCUUCUACCUGGCGUUCCAGGACGUGGGCGCCUGUGUAGCUUUGGUUUCAGUGAGGGUUUACUUCAAGAAGUGCCCGAACACUGUAAGGAAUCUGGCCUCCUUCCCUGAUACGGUGCCCAUGGACUCUCAGUCGUUGGUGGAGGUCAAAGGCUCAUGCGUCAAUCACUCCAAAGAGGAGGAGCCUCCACGAAUGUACUGCAGCACAGAUGGGGAGUGGCUCGUUCCUAUUGGAAAGUGUCUAUGCAACCCAGGGUAUGAGGAAAGAAGCAACACCUGCCAAAUGUGCAGAGCCGGCUUCUACAAAUCCACCCUUGGAAAUAUGGAGUGUUCAAAGUGUCCACCACAUAGUUUCUCUCACCAUGAGGGCUCACUGCACUGUGGCUGCGAGAAGAACUACUUUCGAGCAGAAGGAGACCCCGCCUCCAUGGCCUGCACCCGUCCUCCUUCAGCCCCUCGAAAUGUGAUCUCCUCCAUCAAUGAGACCUCAGUAAUCCUUGAAUGGAGCUGGCCGGAGGACAGUGGUGGGCGCAGAGACAUCACCUUCACCGUCCUUUGCAAACGCUGUCGUGGGGGCGCCGCUAAUGGCAGUAACGCAGGGACCCAGCGCUGUGAGCCAUGCCGGAGCAACGUUCGCUUCCUGCCAAGAGCUGCAGGCCUGCACAACACCACGGUGACAGUGGGCGAUCUGCUGGCUCACACCAACUACACGUUUGAGAUCGAAGCACAGAAUGGAGUGUCGUCUCUGGCACCAAAGAUGAGGCAGUAUGCUGCUGUCACCAUCACCACCAACCAAGCCGCUCCCUCCCCGGUAACUGUAAUCAAAAAGGAGAAGACGUCUCGAAACAGCGUCUCCCUGUCCUGGCAGGAGCCAGAGAGACCCAAUGGCAUUAUCCUCGACUAUGAAAUCAAGUACUACGAAAAGGAAGAACAGGAGACCAGCUACACCAUCCUGCGUGCUCGGGGUUGUAAUGUGACUCUGAAUGGUCUGAAGCCCAACACGGCUUACCUGCUGCAGAUCAGAGCUCGCACCGCUGCAGGAUACGGAGCCAGCAGCCCCAGUUUCCAGUUUGAGACCAGCCCUGAUUCAGCCUUUUCAAUCUCCAGUGAAAGCAGCCAAGUUGUUCUGAUCGCCAUCUCCUCUGCCGUGGCCAUCAUCCUGCUCACUGUGCUGCUCUAUGUCCUGAUUGGCAGGUUUUGUUGCCACAGCAAAUCCAAACAUCCUGAUGAGAAAAGACUGCACUUUGGCAAUGGUCACUUGCGUUUGCCAGGUAUCAGGACCUAUGUGGACCCUCACACCUACGAGGACCCAAGCCAGGCUGUGCACGAGUUCGCUAAAGAGCUGGACGCCUCCUGCAUAGCUAUUGAUAAGGUGGUGGGAGCAGGUGAGUUUGGCGAGGUGUGCAGUGGGCGCUUGAAGCUACCCAGCAAAAAGGAAAUCUGUGUGGCCAUCAAGACUCUGAAAGGAGGAUACACUGACAAGCAGAGGCGGGACUUCCUGGCUGAGGCGUCAAUCAUGGGGCAGUUCGAUCACCCCAACAUCAUCAGGUUGGAAGGGGUGGUGACACGCAGUAAACCUGUCAUGAUUGUCACAGAGUACAUGGAGAACGGAUCACUGGACAGUUUCCUGAGAAAACACGAUGCUCAGUUUACAGGCAUCCAGUUGGUUGGCAUGCUGCGUGGAAUAGCAUCAGGCAUGAAAUAUCUGUCAGACAUGGGUUACGUUCACCGAGACCUGGCAGCUCGGAACAUCCUGGUCAACAGCAACCUGGUGUGUAAAGUGUCAGACUUCGGUCUUUCGAGAGUCCUGGAGGACGACCCGGAGGCGGCCUACACCACCAGGGGAGGUAAGAUCCCCAUUCGGUGGACCGCUCCAGAGGCCAUUGCCUACAGGAAGUUUACAUCAGCAAGUGAUGCCUGGAGUUAUGGCAUUGUUCUCUGGGAAGUGAUGUCAUAUGGGGAACGUCCAUAUUGGGAGAUGUCCAAUCAGGAUGUAAUAAAAGCGGUAGAUGAGGGGUACCGCCUCCCCCCGCCCAUGGACUGUCCAGCCACCCUUUACCAGCUUAUGUUGGACUGCUGGCAGAAAGAGAGGAACAAUCGACCGAAGUUUGAACAGAUCGUCAGCAUCCUAGAUAAACUCAUCCGCAACCCUGGUAGCCUGAAAAUCACAGCCAACACAACAUCAAGGCCAGCAAACUUAUUGUUAGACAGGAGCAGCUCAGAGGUUCCCUCUGUGGGGACAAUGGGGGACUGGAUGGAUGGAAUGAGGACCUUACCCUGCAAAGAGGCCUUCUCUGGGGUCAGCUACAGCUCCUGUGACACCCUGGCCAAGACCUCCACAGAUAGAGUGGUUCUGACCGAGGUCCACGUCACACCGGCCAGUUGCCCAGAAUGGGAGCCGUCCAUGGGAAUCACCACUCUCUAACACCCAGCUCCUCCUCCUCCUCAGGCUCUGGAUGGGAUCUGAAAAAGGUUGGAGUGACUAUCGUAGCACCGCAGAAGAAGAUCGUGAGCAGCCUCAAAGCCCUUGAUUCUCACACCAAGAAUGGCCCAGUACCUGUUUAGAAAAAGGAACCCGAUGAAUAAAAACACCAGAGACCGUCUGUCAGUGUGGUUGCUAAUCACAGUCUAACACGGUGGAUUCAUGUUUAACCUGGAAACGAUGGAAAUGGAGGGAAAACAUGACAUAAUUCAAAUGAGGGCUGUCAAUGCGUUGUUGAAAGACAAUAUGAAGUCCUGAGGGGGAAAAGGGAAGAGUUCAGUGCAGACCUGCCAGCUGUGAAGUGGCAGUCUCUUCCACCCUUCAUCCCUCCAUGCCCAAGCUGAGAUGCCUUACAGACAAAAAAGGAGGAUAGAAAGAGCAGAGGAAGUCCAUGGAGGUCAGAGAAACCUGACUGGGGAUGUUUACUGGGACUGGACCGUGAUAAACGGCAAGGACUGGACUAACAAACAGCCGGAGCUCUCCAAAAGUAGCUUGACUUGGAAAGCAUAGCCUAAAAGGAGAGGGGUGAGCUCACAGUCUCAGCAUGUGGGACAAGGAGCUGAAAUGGCUGAGCAAUGGCACAUAGCAGUACCUCACCCAGGUGUGGACCCUUCGUGAACUUACAAGCUCUGAGGCGUGAGAUUUCGUUGUAACUACCUACAUUUGCCGUCUCUACGGACACACCAAGAUGACAACCGAGCCAUUUAACUCUGUAGCUCUAACCUAUAGCAUUUGCAUUCAAUAGACAUGUCACAUAAAGCAAUAAUUAUGAUAAUCAGUUAAACGUCUCAUCGCGUGGAAGUCAUGAGUCUGUCACUUGUACAAACGCUGUGCUCUGAAGGUGUAGGGGCCAUAACACACUUCACACACAGAAUUUUUAAGUGAUAUCUAUGUUCUGUUGGCUCUUGAGCUGAUGUUGUACAGUUAUGUUGCUGUUUCCUCUAUCCAAUGCCCUAUGUGUAAAAUCUCAGGAUGUAUAUGUUUUUACAAGGGGAAACAGAACGAGAGAAUGGAGCUGAGCCAGGAUUUGAGAAAGACAAGGGGACGAAAAUGGUAAAACUGCUGAAGAAACAGUCAUAAAAGGGAAAACUGAACUUGAAUGAAGUGGUAUCAAGUGGACCUCUUUUUUUUUUAGAUGUUCUUGAUGUGUUAGCAAGUUUCUUCUUCAGGUGGGACAAGAUAUUCAACUCAGCACAUCAGGUAUCUUUGUCUUUCCAAGAGUUAUACAGAUAUUGGUAUCAUAUGGAGUGAGAAGGUCGAGAUCAACAAGGUUGAUGAGAGGAUGUCUUAGUUCCUUUGCUUUCUUCAAUAACUUAUUAACAAGAGCUUACAUUUAAUAUAAUAUAGAUCUUUGUUUUAGUAUAAAUUUAAGUCUUUAUCUUUCAAUCCUGGUGUGUUUCAUGCAAAAAGUAGAGGGCCUCCUGUCUUUGGGUUGGAUCAAGGCAAGAUCCUCAAGCAAAAAGGUUCACUUUUAUUUUAUUUCCUGUAAAGUUUUGGUCCUUUUUCCUGUGUUCAUAAAAAAGUGUGGUUUUUUUCUUCACUGCCCUAAACUAGCAAGGUGUGAAAAUGCCCUGAGGGAGAUGCAACAUUUACAAUGAAAGAUUACUUUCCAGAUUGACAUUUUACUGUAUGUCCAGGGUGGGAUUUCCUAAAGGCACCUACGAACAUAGAUGAUUUUAGUACCAUGAAGUACAGAUGUUUAUUUCUUGCUUUUAUGUCACCCAGCCUUUCCCUCAGCGCAGCUUGUAUUCAGUAUUUCUAAAGUGGCACUUUGGUACUUCGGUGCUGUUGGAUGGGUCCUUGUUAACCCUGGAGGUGGUUAAAUCUCUUCCUACUGUGGUACAAAAUAUUUGAGCACUUUUUUUUUUUUUUAAAGAUUUAUUUUUGGCCUUUUUGCCUUUAUUUGAUAGGACAGUGGAUAGAGUCGGAAACAGGGGAGAGAGCGGGGAGAGACAUGCAGGAAAUAGUGCCACGGGCCGGAUUCGCACCCGGGUCGCCUGCGUAUAUGGCAUGCGCCUUAACCACUCGACUACCGGCGCGCCAUAUUUGAGCACUUUUAAUGAAACUAUUUUUGCCAUGGUCAUAGAUCAAGGUUGUCUGGUGGACAGUGAUAAUGUUGGUGCUUUUAGGAAACCCCGGCCCUUUUCAGCGUUUCACUCCUCUGUUACUCAGUCUACCUGUGGAUGCUGCUGUUGCUGCUAUGUGUUCCAAUUAGCAUGUACAUACUGUAAACCAUCAUAAUAGCAACUAGCACUACAGAUCCCACUAUAUGUACAUGGCCAUCCUUCUUUGUACAAAUGUUUGUAUGUAUAAAAAGAAUAAAUAAAAAAAAUGUGCAACAUUUUUAAUUAAAAAAGAGACAAAAAUCAUCUGUAUUAUAUUUUAUCUUAUUUUGAAUUGUAUUUGUCUGCCUUGUUUUUUUUCUUUUCUACAAUAAAAAGGCAACUUUGACAUUAUUAUUUAUUUGUUAACAUUAUACCGCGCAAUGUUGAUGUUUUUUAUGUAGCAUACAGUAAAUUAUGUGUCUGUGCUAUCUGUGUUUUGGUUUUUGGACUUACUUUUUAAACCUGGGACAUCUGAGAGAGCAAUACUGUUAUGCACCCUUUUUCUGUCUCAAGACUGACCCGUGUGUCUGUGUGAGAGUUUACGUGUGCAAAUGUAGAUGGCCUUGUCUACUAAUGUAAAAUGAUUUGUAGUGGAAACAUUUAUAUUUUUAUAAUAAAUAUUGGCAAAAUAUUUUCCAAAAAAUGGAUGAUGAUA